UAUAACCUGCUCUCCACGGCGGCUAAAGAUACUACUGAAACUGACACACAAGACGUCGCCCGGUUUCUUACAGUUUUCAGACUAUCCUGAAGGGAUUUACUGUGAUUUGUUUCGGAAAAAGACAGAAAGCAUUUGAGUUUUUAUCGCUAGAUUAAGUUUUUGUGUGUUUGGUGUAAGAGGAUUUAAGCUUCACAAUGACGACCGACGACGAAGGCGCAUGCAACAUAUGUUGCUCCAAAGCCACGCAGAAAUGCGCGGGGUGCCAGACGGUCUACUACUGCUCUAAAGAGCACCAGAAGAAAGACUGGAAGAUGCACAAAUUCCUGUGUACUCCCGCCAGGGUCAAGGAGGACCCGGAUGUCGGGAGGUACUUCGAGGCCACGAGGGAUAUUAGAGCGGGGGAUGUUGUAUUGAAGGAGAGUGCGCUUAUCACUGGGCCUUCACAGGUGACCCCGCCAGUCUGCCUCGGCUGCUACCAGCUCCUGGAGGAGGGCAAGGCGGUGCCGUGCGAGCUCUGCGGGUGGCCCUUCUGCUCUGAGGCAUGCUCCAAGAAGGAGGAACAUAAACCGGAGUGUUAUUAUACGCAACAGAGGGGAGAAAAGGUGAAAAUAUCAACAUUCGGCACACCGCACCCGAACUACCAAUGCCUGACGGUGCUCCGCUGCCUCUACCAGCGAGACCACAACCCCAAGCUGUGGGCGAAGCUGCAGGCGCUCCAGUCUCACUGCGAGGAGAGAAAACGCACAGAGAAGUGGAACCAUGAUAAGAAGAUGGUGGUGGAUUUCAUAUGGAAGUUCUUUAAACUGGAGGGGAAGUUCAGUGAAGAGGAGAUCAUGAAAUGCUGCGGUAUUCUUCAGAUCAACGCGCACGAGGUGCCGCUGACGGAGCCGGAGCACGUGGCGCUGUACGACCGCAUCUCCAUGGUGGAGCACAACUGCCGCGCCAACUGCAACAAGAGCUUCACGUCAGACGGGGAACUGCUUCUAGUGGCCGGAGUACCCAUAAAGGCGGGGUCACACCUGUCAGUGUGCUACACCGACCCCAUGUGGGGCACGGAGGGGCGGCGGCACCACCUCGCCGACACAUGGUUCUUCGAGUGCCGCUGCGAGAGGUGCUCCGAUGUGACGGAGUUUGGGACUAACUAUAGCGCUGUUAAGUGUAAGAAGAAAGACUGCAAAGGCUACCUCCUCCCCCCCACCUUCAUCGUGCCCAUCCUGCACAAGACCCUCUCUCCUGAUCCAGCCAGCCGCAGCCUGGACGACAAGCUGUGGCGGUGCGCGCGCUGCCGGGACCAGGUGUCGGACGCCGUCAUACAGCAGCUGCUCCAGGAUAUUGGGAGAGAGCUGAGUGUGAUGCCGAAGGGGGAUGCUGAUGCUUGUGAGAAGUUCAUAAGCCACUGCAGCUCCUACCUCUACCCGUCCCACUACUACAUCACGGACGUGGGUCUCGCCCUCGCUCAGAUGAUCGGGCAGGACUCGGAGCUGGGGCUGGCGGGGGUGAUGCCGGACCGGCUGGCGCUCAAGACGCAGCUGUGCAGGAAGAUCGCUGAUCUUAUGGAGACGCUGGCUCCGGCGGAGACGCGGUCGCGAGGCAGCGUGCUGUUCGAGCUGCACGCCGCGGUGGCCGAGACGGGGCGGCGCGAGGCCAUGACCGGCGGACCGGCAGUGUUGCUGGGAUACGUCACUGAGUCCCGCAAGAUCCUGCAGCAAGCGGCGUGCCUGCUGCGCCACGAGCCGCUCGAGCUGCCCGAGGGCCGCGUGCUGCGACAGGCCAAGGAGAAUCUGGUGCAGAUGGACCAGCUCAUACAGAACCUGUCUAAUGCACUGCCCUCGCCCAUGUGAGGAGAAUAAAUGUUGUAUAGAAAUGAGCCAUGUGUUUUAGUUGCUGUGUCAAGCGUACUCCCGUGUUUUUUUAGAAGUUUAAGGAGCUAAGAACAAGGAGAACCUGCUGCAGAUGGACCAGCUCAUACAGAACCUGUCUAAUGCCCUGCCCUCGCCUAUGUGAGGAGAAUAAAUGAUGUAUAGAAAUG
This is a messenger RNA of Plutella xylostella (diamondback moth), 2029 nucleotides long. RefSeq names its product SET and MYND domain containing, arthropod-specific, member 1 (gene SmydA-1). The record is from RefSeq and is a predicted model, not a curated record. Gene Ontology annotation, molecular function: protein binding. Lineage: Eukaryota; Metazoa; Arthropoda; Insecta; Lepidoptera; Plutellidae.